GAUCAGGGCAUCAAGAUUGCAGAGUUGCAACGUAAUGAUCGUAGAAUCGCCAGUUAAUGUGAUGUAAAGUUUAUAAGACUGGCACUCCAUCGCCGGAGAAACUGACGCCCUCAGUUUUUUCUUUGGUAGUUAAGGAUCAAUACAGGUAUGUAAGGAUCUCUUCUUGUUCCAUCCUUACUGGAACGUGUCAUUGUAUCCCAAAGUGGCUAAACAUAUAGGUAGCGAUCGUCUGAUGGUUUACCAAUACGGUGAAAACAGCGAUAAGUGAUGGAAUUCUCACAACGUACUAGCGGCAGACUUCUUCUGGUUUCUUUAGCAUCCUUGGCCUAUUCUUGCUAUCAGGAGACGUUCUCCGGCUUUUCCGGAGCUGCUGUUGUGAAUGCCUCAUAUUUUACAUUUUCUACUCCAAGUCUUCUAUUCUGUGCAAGGCGCUGUAGACUUCAGAGAAAAUGUCUCUCCUUUAACUUUGACGUAAACAAUGGAGAGUGCUACCUUAAUUUAAGAAGUCAAGUGACACCGGGGACAGAACUGCAGGGAGGGAGUCCUCUACAGUCCUUCGAUAUCAGUCUCUGGAGUGAAAAACUUCUGCAGAUGGGGAGCUGUAGAAACCACAGUUGUAGGAAGGACUUAGUCUGUAGCGAGGAGGGAGAAUACUCCUACCGAUGUUUGACUGACACCCAGUGUCAAUGGAAUAAGGGCUGCACCAGCUGUAUACGAGGUUCCGGUCAGUCUAUUCAGACACUGGGUGUUGAAGACAUUAAUUAUGUUCCUGUUGGUUGUUAUAAAGCACCGGGAGGUAACAUCGGAUUUCCAGAUUCUGUAAAUAUGCGCGGUAAUAUCGACUGGUUGGAUAUGGAGGCGACCAUCCGGAAAUGUGCUACCGAAACAAAAACCAGAGGAUUCUCUUACUUUGGGAUUGAGUUCUAUGCCGAAUGUUACAUGAGAAACACCACUUUAGAGUUGUCCUAUCAACAGGUGACCGCGGGCAGUUGCGAGACGGAUUGUGUUUGGGGGGUAGGGAGAGACAAUGUUCUAUAUUUCUAUCAAAUUGUAUGAACAACACAAAAUAACUUAUUGUUAAUACCGCCAUUGAUUGUAAAUUGGCGAUCAUUGUCUGACGAUUCCUAAAGACUAACAUGAUUUGUACAACUGUCACUGUCUAUUUUUCUCAUUGGUUCUUUCUAAAUAAAAUU
Messenger RNA from Magallana angulata, 1193 nucleotides. RefSeq lists its product as uncharacterized. The coding region runs from base 268 to 1056 and encodes 262 amino acids. The transcript has 3 exons. The record is from RefSeq and is a predicted model, not a curated record. Lineage: Eukaryota; Metazoa; Mollusca; Bivalvia; Ostreida; Ostreidae.